Molecule: messenger RNA, 1005 nt
Organism: Trematosphaeria pertusa
Lineage: Eukaryota; Fungi; Ascomycota; Dothideomycetes; Pleosporales; Trematosphaeriaceae
Product: inositol monophosphatase
Exons: 6
Coding region: 1-1005 (334 amino acids)
Biological process (GO): phosphatidylinositol phosphate biosynthetic process; inositol metabolic process; signal transduction
Molecular function (GO): inositol monophosphate 1-phosphatase activity
Source: RefSeq, a predicted model, not a curated record
AUGGCGGACAUUUCCGGAGAGGAACUAGAUGAGAUCUAUGCUUUUGCUGUUAACCUCGGAGAAGAGGCGGGGAGGAUGCUCAUGCAUGGGGCGAGAGUGAGGAUGGGAGAUGAGCGCGUCGCAAAUGAGCAGGAGGAACAUGUGCAGAAGGAAAAUGCGGUGGAUUUGGUUACGAAAAUGGAUGACGACGUUGAAGCUUUUAUCAGGGGCCAAAUCGCGAACAAGUAUCCUUCGCACAAAUUCGUCGGCGAAGAGUCCUACUCCAAAGGUGCAUCGCGCGACUACCUCAUCGACGACAAUCCAACAUGGUGUGUCGACCCGCUCGACGGAACAGUAAAUUACAUCCACCUCUUCCCCCUCUUCUGCGUCUCCAUCGCCUUUAUCCACCACUCUAAGCCCCUCAUCGGCGUCAUUAAUGCCCCGCUACUCAACUACUUCUUCUCGUCCUGCGCUGGGCGGGGCGCGUAUCUGAACCGCACGCAACGUCUUCCCCUUAUCCGCAACCCUAUUCCUCCCCUUCCUGCAAACGCGCCGAGCGGAUGUAUCUUCUCGUGCGAGUGGGGCAAGGACAGGCGAGAUGUGCCUGAGGGGAAUCUGCACAAGAAAGUGGAGAGCUUUGUGAAUAUGGCGGCUGAAGUGGGCGCCAGAGCCGGAAGGGGCGGGAUGGUGCAUGGAGUGCGGAGCUUGGGGAGCGCGACGCUGGAUUUGGCAUUUGUGGCUAUGGGCGCAUUUGAUAUUUGGUGGGAGGGAGGCUGCUGGGAGUGGGACGUCGCGGCUGGCAUUGCUAUCCUCCAGGAAGCAGGUGGGCUGGUUACAACUGCUAACCCACCGGGGGAUUACGCGACCGCGCCGAUUGAAGAUGCGCGGCUGGGGAGUCGACUGUAUCUUGCUAUCCGACCAGCGGGAGCUUCGGCUACGGAAACUGGACGUCAGGCACAGGAGAGGACUGUACGGGAGGUAUGGCGUAGGGUUCGCAAUCUGGAUUAUUCACGACCUGGGGGAUAA